Messenger RNA from Eimeria tenella, 789 nucleotides. RefSeq lists its product as uncharacterized. The coding region runs from base 1 to 789 and encodes 262 amino acids. Lineage: Eukaryota; Apicomplexa; Conoidasida; Eucoccidiorida; Eimeriidae. The record is from RefSeq and is a predicted model, not a curated record. The transcript has a single exon.
AUGUCAGAAACGCCGCAGCAGGGGAACAAAAUUGACACACAGGACUUUAAAGCUCCCUCAGUGAUUGGAGGUGGAUCUCUGCUCUUGGAAGUUAGGGGGGAAUUCACUGUGCCAAAUGUGAACUCGAAGGAGGAGUUAAGGGAGCUGCUCUCGCUUAGAAAGUGCUCGCUGGAUCUUCGAAAUACUGAGAUUCGCAUGAGCGACGAAGUUCGCAAAGAGGUUUGCGAGGCAUUAGGAGUGAAGGAGAACGUAGGAGAGGAUACCCUUAGGUCCUGCAUACUUCUGAAUGGCUGCAUCACGAAGGCCCCUGCUGGAACCAACGAGCUUGUCCGCUGCUUUCUACGCAGAGGCACAAGGGAACAGCAUUUUAGUUUGGUCAGGGAGCUGGCUAGACGACGCAGAGCCGAAUUGGAGAAGGGUGUAAGGAGAGUUGCAGAUGGGCCUCGAACUAAGACGACGAAAAACUUGGCUGAUCAUCACUCUGAUUAUCAUUCUGCCGACGCUGCCUCCUUGCACGCUGCCGAUAACAGGAAUAUCGAAAAUGGCGGAGAUACAAGAACUGCCUCCAGGGGUAUGUUAGCGGCAUCGGACACUGCUGCCCAUGUGGAAGAAGCGGCAGGAGACGGGGCGAAGCCUGGCCGAACCAACAAAGCAGCAGGUGGCCGAAGUGCUCAGAAAGGGGGUAGCCUUUUACCGCAACCACAUGAAGAACUCUACACGUUCCGAUCGGCAACAACGGCAUCCGAGUUGGGAACUUCAAGGAGGACGGAAGUAGAUGCGUUGAGAUGA